This is a messenger RNA of Terrapene triunguis (Three-toed box turtle), 2277 nucleotides long. It is a transcript of the gene TGFB1I1, whose product is annotated as transforming growth factor beta 1 induced transcript 1. The record is from RefSeq and is a predicted model, not a curated record. The transcript has 11 exons. Bases 310 to 2187 code for a protein of 625 amino acids. NCBI's taxonomy places the organism in Eukaryota, Metazoa, Chordata, Testudines, Emydidae.
CAAGCACUGGUUUAUUUUUGUAGGGUCUCCCAUAAGCAGUUGCUGAGAAUACUGCUUUGUUGUUGUAGGGUGGCCAUUAUUGUAGGGCCUCCCGUGCAUGCUGUGCAGGUUUGUUAUGGUUGGAGGGGCAGUGGGCGCUGUGUUAUUGUAGGGUCUCCUGUGAAUGCGGUGCUGGAUUGCUUGCCCAGGAUUCUGGUGAGGGCUGAAUCAGGCUGGUGUGUGACCCAUGGUCUGCCCCCUCCCUGGCUUCGCUGCUCCUGGCUGCUGGGGAAUGAAAAGGCCUCUGUAGGGCUCAGUCUGUGGUGGAAAAUGUUCCCACAAAGGAGUGAUUGUAGGAGCGGGGGGAGAUCUCCAGGGAGAGGGGUAGGGGCGCUCUCCCCGCAUAGGCAGUGGUGGCCCCGCUGUGGUGUUAGGAGGUGCAGGGCGUGGGCAGGGAGGCUCAGCGGUACAAGGGGUGGGCGGGGAACUGUCCCUUCAUGGAAUGCGCUAAUCCCAGUGCCCCUCUGUCCCUCCUCCCCAUCUGCUCCCCCGUCUCCUUCCGUCCUGUCUCCUUUUCCAGGUGACUCUGGCUCUCCUUCUUUCCCGCUUCGCCCCCGUAUAGUGGUGUUUGGUACGUACCGUAUGAGCUCCUCACCCAGCCCACCGUCACAGCACACGUGGCUACUUCUAGGGCACUGCCGCCCUCGGGGAACUUGUAUUGCUAAAGAUGCCCUGCUGGCUGAUCUGGAGACCACAACCUCUCACAUUUCCAAGCGCCCAGUACUGCUCACGGACUCUGGGGCAGCCCACGCCAACGGGCUGGGGCAGGAUGGGAUGCCUGAGGCCAGGCCCCCCCCGCCACCCUACAACCCUCAGCAGCAGGCCAUGUCCGUGGCCCCUCCGCCUGUCUCUGCCCCGCCUAGCGGGGGCGACAAAGAGCAUCUCUACAGCACUGUCUGCAAGCCCCGCUCACCCCGGCCCAAGGAGCCAGGCGCGCCACCCUUUUCCUCGUCCAGCGGGGUGCUGGGCGCCGGCCUCUGUGAGCUGGACCGGCUGCUGCAGGAGCUCAACGCCACGCAGUUCAACAUCACAGAUGAAAUCAUGUCCCAGUUCCCAUCCAACAAGGGCCCUGAUGGGGAGAAGCGGAAGGAGAAGCCAGAGGAUGCUGGGGAAGGGGGGUCCCCAAGCCGCUCCGCUGGCUCCACCCCCCCUCCUGUGAAGCCAUCAGCCACCUCUGCUACCCUGGAGCUGGACAAACUCAUGGCCUCCUUGUCGGACUUCAGAGUUCAGAGCAACCUUCCGGGGGUCUCGGCUGCACCGCCCCCGGCCCCCACCCGAGUCUCCCUGGCGCAGCAGCCGGUGGUGUCGUCCGUCUGCCCCAGCCCCUCUGGCCCGCCCCCCCCAGCAGCGACGGCCCCGCAGGGCGGCAACUUGGACACCAUGCUGGUGAUGCUGCAGUCGGAUCUGAGCCGCCAGGGGAUCUCCACCAGCACCAAGGGGCUGUGCGCCUCCUGCCAGAAACCCAUCGCGGGGCAGGUGGUGACGGCGCUGGGCAACACCUGGCACCCCGAGCACUUCGUCUGCACCCACUGCCAGAAGGAGAUGGGGGGCAGCAACUUCUUCGAGAAGGAUGGCGCCCCCUACUGUGAGAGGGACUACUUCCAGCUUUUCUCGCCCCGCUGCGGCCUCUGCAACGAGCCCAUCCUGGAUAAAAUGGUGACAGCUCUGGACAAGAACUGGCACCCGGAGCAUUUCUGCUGUGUGAAGUGCGGGAGGCCCUUUGGGGAGGAAGGCUUCCAUGAGAAGGACGGCCAGCAGUACUGCCGCCAGGACUUCUACGAGCUCUUCUCCACGCGCUGCCAGGGCUGCAGCCAGGCCAUCCUGGAGAACUACAUCUCGGCCCUCAGCGCCCUCUGGCACCCCGAGUGCUUCGUCUGCAGGGAGUGCUACGCGCCGUUCCUGCAGGGCAGUUUCUUCGAGCACGGCGGGCGGCCCUUCUGCGAGACGCACUACCACAAGCAGCGGGGCUCGCUGUGCUGGGGCUGCGAGAAGCCCAUCGCCGGGCGCUGCAUCACCGCCAUGGCCCGCAAGUUCCACCCCGAGCACUUCGUCUGCGCCUUCUGCCUCAAGCAGCUCAACAAGGGCACCUUCAAGGAGCAGAACGACAAGCCCUACUGCCACCCCUGCUUCCUCAAGCUCUUCGGCUAAGCCACGCCCUUGUCCGGGCAGGCCCUGCCCCCAGGCCCAGCCACACCCCAACAGGCCCCACCCCUUGGCCCAGCCACACCCCAGCAGGCC